UUUUCUGUGAUGCAAUGAAAUGUCACACUGAUUUUAAUUUCAAUUUCAUUUGUACGCAUAAUUUUGACGAUAUCUUUGUCUUUUACGAUUAUAUGCUCAGAAAAUGGUUGACCCAAUAUUUGAUUACCAAUUUAGGCUCAUCCUAAUUGGUGAUAGUACGGUGGGAAAAAGUUCCCUUUUAAAAUACUUUACGGAUGGGAAAUUCGCUGAGCUCUCCGAUCCGACAGUAGGCGUAGACUUUUUCGCCAGAAUAAUCGAGGUUCAGGAUGGCACUAGAAUUAAAUUACAACUUUGGGAUACAGCGGGACAAGAGAGAUUCAGAUCAAUCACAAAGUCUUACUACAGGAACUCGGUGGGUGCUUUGUUGGUGUAUGAUGUGUGUAACAGAUCAAGUUUCGAGCACAUACCCUUGUGGAUGAUGGAAGCCAAGAGGCACAUUGAACCACACAGACCUGUCUUUGCCUUGGUGGGUUGCAAAGUUGAUUUAGUUGGUACAGACAAUAAAAAUGGUGCUAGAAGAGAAGUCACAUGCGAGGAAGCCAGGAUGUUUGCUGAGGAAAAUGGUCUACACCAUGUAGAGACAUCUGCAAAGACUGGUGUUAAUGUUGAAGAGGCUUUUGUAUUAGUGGCGCAGGAAGUGUACAAUCGCAUUCAGACUGGUGAAUAUAAAGUGGAAGACGGUUGGGAUGGCAUCAAAACAGGGUUCAACCGUCCUAAUGGUAUGGAUUUCAACUUGCUUGAGGCAGAAACUGUCCAGUCCACGUGCUGCUAAAAAAAUUAUAUAUUCUUUUGUACAUACUGACUCGUGUAAUUAGAAUAGUUAUAUAUUACGUAAGUAUAAAUUAACUAUAUAAUGUAGAUAUUUUUGGCACACAUUUGCAAUGGCAUUUGAAGUAUGCAUCAAUUUUUCUUUUUUUACAAGUUUUUAUUGAAUAAUUCACUAAUUGGUA
Messenger RNA from Papilio machaon (common yellow swallowtail), 950 nucleotides. It is a transcript of the gene Rab39, whose product is annotated as ras-related protein Rab-39B. Gene Ontology annotation, molecular function: GTP binding; GTPase activity. Gene Ontology annotation, cellular component: Golgi membrane. The coding region runs from base 104 to 772 and encodes 222 amino acids. The record is from RefSeq and is a predicted model, not a curated record. Lineage: Eukaryota; Metazoa; Arthropoda; Insecta; Lepidoptera; Papilionidae. The transcript has 3 exons. Gene Ontology annotation, biological process: Rab protein signal transduction.